AUGGCCCCCACCGGCCCUGUCCUCUGCAAGCACCGAGUCGGCUACGUCGGCGUCUGGCGCGGGCGCACAGCGGGUGGCUCGCCAAAGCACUCCAGCUUCUUUGAUAAUCCACAGCUGCGCCUCCGCAUCUCCAACCGGCAGCAGGAGCUGCGGGUGACACUUGCGCAGUCGCCCCUACAACCGGGGGCAGGGGUUCACGCGGUUGGGUUCGUCCUCCUCAGUGCCGACGAGCCUGCGGUCGCUCGCCGCACCCUCGGCACCCCCGGCGGCACGCACGGCUACUCCGCAAUUCAAGGCAUUCACCCCAUCCCCUUUACCUCGGGAGAGGAGAGGGUAGACGUUGUCCUCAAGCUGGAGCGGCUCAAACAGGACUACAUACUGGUCCCGUGCACCGACUCGCCAGGGAGCGAGGCCGCUUUUGCUCUCGAUAUUCGCUCAAACUAUCCCCUCUCCCUCGCGUGCCUCCCAAAGGACGGAUCGCCGCUGCCUGACCCCACGGCCGGAGGGGAGCAGGAGCAGGAGCAGCAGCAGCAGAGCACGAGCACCCCGGCACCCUCCGCCGCUGUCGAAAUUCAGGGGAUGGCCACAGGCAUCUCGAGCGCAAGGGGCUACGGAUUUGGCAACGUCGGCCAGAGCGGGGUGUCAGAGGGUGAGGCGCUGCUCCAGAAGCUUCAAGCUGCGCAAUUCGAGGAUGACGCCUUUCACAGCCUUCUGACGGGGUCUGCUGCGGGCAAGGCUGGGCGGGAGGUCGAGUGGAGGAGGCCACGCCAAGUCACGGAGGAGCCGUCUCCGGUGGAGGCGGCCGGCGUCACGACGCUGCUCCACCCGGAGUUGCAUGAGCGAGCCGGAGGCGCCCCUCCGGGGCCGAGCGCUGGAAGCUGGAUCCUUGGCGCGCUCGCGAUGCUUGCCCAGUCCCCGACGCUGCUGCAGCGGUGCUUCGUGCCGGGGGUGCAUGGUAAGCGCGGCGUCCUCGCAGUCCGUGUCUGGCACUGGGACAGCUGGCAUACCAUCCUCACCGACGAUCGGCUGCCCGUCGCCAGCGGCCGGCUCGUCUCUGGCGGGUGCGCAGACGCGCGGCAGCUUUCGCUAGCUCUGCUCAUCAAAGCUUACGCGCGGCACCACGGGUCGUACGCCGCCUUGCGCACCGGCCGCGUGACGGAGAUGCUCGUAGACUUUACGGGCGGCUGCUCCCAAAAGAUUGAGCUGGGUGAUGAUGGCGAGGCGAGCGCCGUCUGGGAGGAGCUGAUUGAGAUCAGGGAUCGCGGUGCGCUGCUCGGCUGCCAACAGCUGGCCGGCGCCGACCGCGCCGUGGAGGCGCAGCGCCUCGGCGUCCGCACGCAGUCGACCUACGUCAUUCUCGAGCUCGUCGAGCUCUCGGGCCUGCGCUUGGUCUGCCUGCGCAACCCGUUCCUGGAGCCACGCUGGCGAGGAAAGUGGCGAGCGGGCGCCCCAGGGUGGUUCGAAGGCGGCGACACGUCGCCGCUGCUGGGGCUGCAAGAGAGCGGCAGCGAGCACGCCGGCGCCGCAGUGGCGGAGGACGAGUCGGGCGUCUUUUGGCUCAGCCUCGAGGACUUUGUGCGCGUCUUUGAUCGCGCCCACGCGUGCCGUACCUUUAGCCGCAGCACUCCUCGCGCGGUCGUGUUUGGGGAGUGGGAUGCCGGCAGCGCGGGCGGCUGCCUCAACUACCUCUGCUCCUGGCGGCGGAACCCGCAGUACGUACUGCAACUCCCCUGCGCCGCUCGGGUCUUCAUCGCCAUCACCCAGCCGCCUCUCCUCGGCUCGAUCGGGCAAAGAGACUACCUCUCCAUCGGCGUGUGUGUGCUGCGGGGCGAUGGGCGCCGGCGGCUCCUCACCGUCACCCGGGAUUCGCUCCUCGGCGCCUCUCCCAUCUCCGACACCCGCGAGGUGAGCUUCUCCCUCUCGCUGCCGGCGAGCACCGCGGAGGCGCCGCACAUCGUCAUACCGUACACCUUUGAGCCCAACGAGACGGGCGCGUUCAAGCUGUCUGUCUGGGCGGACGUCAAGUUUGGGCUUUCCCCCCUGGCGCAGGAGGACGAGUGGUGCCACACCGCGCUCGCCGGCGAGUGGGACGCAUCGAGCGGCGGUGUGCCCAACCCGGGCAACAGCCGCUGGCAGGUGAACCCCCAGUGGGAGGUGGCGCCGCUCAGCCAGCCGACCACGGUCACAAUCGUGCUGGAGCUCGCUCCUCCGCCGCAUCCCGACCAGCCUACGCCGCUGGCGCUCGGCUGCCUUGUGCUCCGGGGCAGCAAGGCGAGCCAGCAGGUCGAUCUCAUCGGGCCGGACGACGUGUUGGCGCAGGCCGGCUUUGCUCGCGCCGCGCAAGUGACCUGUUGCGUCACGCUGCCCGCCUCGGACGAGCCGUGCUGCCUCCUCGCGUGCACCUUCGAGCCGGGCCAGGAGGCCGCUUUCCGCCUGCACCUCUACACUGACCAGCCCAUCAGCGCACGAGCAGUGCAGCCCGACGAGGUGCAGAGCGCACCGCUGGGCACGUCGGUCGCCGGGUCCUCCUUCGCCAUCGACAGCGCUGCGCCCGAGGCGAUUGCGGGAAGCCAGCAGCCUCGCACGGACAACGCCGGCGAGGCGGGGGAGAGCGAGGCGGGCGGGGCCGAGGCCAGCGAGCGCCCUCGGGAUGUGCCCACGGCCCAGCCGCCUGAGGAGGAGGAGGCCGCCGACCAGGACACGGGGCACGGGCGGGCGACGGCGGCCUCGGGCGGCCCGCUGCGCCUCCUGAAGAAGCUGCCGUGGAGGCCGGGCACGCCGAAACGCAGGGGCGCGAGGCGUCGGGCGGCUAGUUGA
Molecule: messenger RNA, 2817 nt
Organism: Emiliania huxleyi CCMP1516
Lineage: Eukaryota; Haptophyta; Isochrysidales; Noelaerhabdaceae
Exons: 1
Coding region: 1-2817 (938 amino acids)
Biological process (GO): proteolysis
Cellular component (GO): cytoplasm
Molecular function (GO): calcium-dependent cysteine-type endopeptidase activity
Source: RefSeq, a predicted model, not a curated record